Messenger RNA from Gaeumannomyces tritici R3-111a-1, 1122 nucleotides. RefSeq lists its product as hypothetical. The coding region runs from base 1 to 1122 and encodes 373 amino acids. NCBI's taxonomy places the organism in Eukaryota, Fungi, Ascomycota, Sordariomycetes, Magnaporthales, Magnaporthaceae. The transcript has a single exon. The record is from RefSeq and is a predicted model, not a curated record.
AUGCGCCGUAUCGUCCUUCAUCAGCUAGCCUUCCUGGCGAUGGCCGCCUUGGCCAGCGGGGCUCCCCCUCAGGUUGGCAUGGAGCGCCGGGAGACGACGAGCACAGAAACGAGUGUGGUAUGGGCCUUCGUCACCACGACCGCACCGCCGGCAGUGACGACCAUCUUUCCGCAGUACACAACCAGCUACAUCACCCUGGGCACCGCUAUCGAGUACGCCUUCACGACGUCAUCCUUGACCAAGUCGGGCUGCGUGAGCUACUCGUACCAGCAACCCGAGCCGACGGUGCCCGUCGUCACCGUCACGUCGACUAGCACCAUAACCGUCACGACGCGCAGCACCGAGACCGUGACGGACAGCCUCAGCCCGCCCAGGACGGUUGUUUCGCCCACGGUGGCGGUUGUGCGCAGGACCGACGGGCUGACGGUGUGGUCGACCAGCUGCACCAACACACUGGUCGAGUCGCUGUACGUCGCCUCGACGAGCACGCACACGGCGCUGCCGUCGGCCACGGCGCACAAGCGCGCCACCGUCACCCGUGUCUGCAUGGUCUCGUCGCGCGUGUCACAGUCCGUGGUGGGCGGCGGGCCCAUGCCGACCACGGAGCCCUACGUGCCGGCCAUCAGCCGCUUCCGCGACGGCGGCGGCGUCGGCAGCGUCAUCACCAUCAAGGCGGCUACGUCGACCGUGGUGACCGUCACGCUGCCAGACCAGACAUCGACCGCGACCGAGACUGUGUGCAACAACCCGUCCACGUCCACUACGGCUGUGUGGUAUGUGGUGACGGUGACGCCGGCGCCUUCAACAUCAUACGUGACGCCCAAGGACUGCGGCGCGGCGGAGGCCACGGGGGCGGCGGUCAACGACGAGGGGCAAGCUCGCGAGAGGCGCCAGGAUGCUCCGGCGGCCACGGGGCCGGUAGUGGAGACGGUUAGCAGCACCUUCAAAUCCAUCGGGCUUGUCGAAAACAUGGUGGCGACCAGCCAGGUCGUGGCUGUGUACGAGCUGAGGGUCCAGACAUUUACGACAAUUUUCAACGAGCCCGUGACGGUGACGGCGUCGCGUCCCGUCAGCUACGUGACGGUUUGCGCGGGGGCGUCCGGGGGUUUGGCCGUGUUUUAG